This is a messenger RNA of Acomys russatus (golden spiny mouse), 818 nucleotides long. It is a transcript of the gene Lypla1, whose product is annotated as lysophospholipase 1. Gene Ontology annotation, biological process: protein depalmitoylation. Gene Ontology annotation, molecular function: carboxylic ester hydrolase activity; palmitoyl-(protein) hydrolase activity. The coding region runs from base 108 to 803 and encodes 231 amino acids. Gene Ontology annotation, cellular component: cytoplasm. NCBI's taxonomy places the organism in Eukaryota, Metazoa, Chordata, Mammalia, Rodentia, Muridae. The transcript is spliced from 8 exons. The record is from RefSeq and is a predicted model, not a curated record.
GAGCGCGCGCCCGGAGGGGCGGGCAGGGACUCCCGGCUCGCAAGCCCUACGGCCGCCGGGCGCCCGAGCUCUCUUCCGCUUCCGACCUGCUGUCUGGCAGCCGGUGGAUGUGCGGCAACAACAUGUCCGCCCCGAUGCCCGCCGUCGUGCCCGCCGCCCGGAAGGCCACCGCCGCGGUUAUUUUCCUUCACGGAUUGGGAGAUACUGGGCAUGGAUGGGCAGAAGCCUUUGCGGGUAUCAGAAGUUCCCACAUCAAAUACGUUUGUCCACAUGCGCCCGUGAUGCCGGUUACAUUAAAUAUGAAUAUGGCUAUGCCUUCUUGGUUUGAUAUUAUUGGGCUUUCACCAGAUUCCGAGGAGGAUGAAUCUGGAAUUAAACAGGCAGCAGAAAAUGUAAAAGCUUUGAUAGAUCAAGAGGUGAAGAAUGGCAUUCCUUCUAACAGAAUUAUUUUGGGAGGAUUUUCUCAGGGAGGCGCUUUAUCUCUCUACACUGCUCUUACCACACAGCAGAAACUGGCCGGCGUCACUGCGCUCAGUUGCUGGCUUCCACUUCGGGCUUCGUUUUCACAGGGUCCUAUCAAUAGCGCUAAUAGAGAUAUUUCUGUUCUCCAGUGCCAUGGAGCUUGUGACAAUUUAGUUCCCCUAGUGUUUGGUUCUCUUACUGUUGAAAAACUAAAGUCAUUGGUAAAUCCAGCCAAUGUCACCUUCAAAAUCUAUGAAGGCAUGAUGCAUGGCUCAUGUCCUCAGGUAGGUGUCUCUGAAGUAGUGAGUAGAGUCACUAAUUUAAUUUCUCCUAUGUUAUAAUUUCAAGAUAAAUAA